Molecule: messenger RNA, 1805 nt
Organism: Vespa velutina
Lineage: Eukaryota; Metazoa; Arthropoda; Insecta; Hymenoptera; Vespidae
Product: nuclear RNA export factor 1-like
Exons: 2
Coding region: 120-1784 (554 amino acids)
Biological process (GO): poly(A)+ mRNA export from nucleus
Cellular component (GO): nucleus
Molecular function (GO): protein binding; RNA binding
Source: RefSeq, a predicted model, not a curated record
UUUCGAUUUCAUUGGUAGAUCGAAGUAAAUAAAUUUUAACCAAGAAAAUUGUUACUUUAACCUAAUAUCUACAACAAAAUAUCCAUGAGUAUAACGAUAUUUUCACAUAAACGAUAUGAAUGAAAUUAUUUAUACAAAUUAUUCAUUUCUUAGUCCUAAUGCGACAAGUGUCAAUGACAAUGUCAACGUUAAAGAACAAUGAUGUUACUGGUGAACCUCUACGAUUGACACAUAUCAAGCCAUCCUUUGAUGCUGAAGAACUUGCCUUAGCAUCACGUCAAGAUUUAUGGCAUAAGUUUAUUGUAUUAAAUUGCCAACCACACGGAAAAGCAGAGAUAUUAAAAGCCAUUAUAAAUGCCUGCGAACCAGAAAUUUUGUUACCUGUUAUGUAUAAAAGAGAGAAUGAAAAUAAAAGUACUUUUCUGGCUAAAUGUAAUUCUGGUGCUAUUGAGAAUCUUGUAAAGCAAUGCUUGUGUAUAGCAUUACCUGGUGGCUAUGAAAUAUAUAUCGAUAUUAUAUUAGGAUUCAUUAAUACACGAGAAUUAUCAUUGAAUCCUAACAAAGUAAUAGCACAAUCUUUAUACCAGAGAUAUGAAUCAGUGAAAAAGAUACUUAAUCUAGAUGAUUUUGAAAAUGACAGAUUAUUAAGCUCAAUAUUUUGUCCGAUAUCUAUACCAAAGAUAUUCCAUCUUGUUUUAAGAUGUGCCAAACAAGGUGUCAUGGGCAAUAAUCGUGAAUUGAAAUUAUCCGUUCGCGAGUUAAGUUUGAAACAUAACAAUUUGACAGCCAUUAUAUUAUUUGAAAAGUUCUUUAAUUUUCAUUUAACUAAAUUAGAUUUAAGAUAUAAUCAAAUAUUAGAUGUUGAAUAUUUACGUUAUUUUUCUGAAUUUAAGAUAACAGAACUUUGGUUGGAUGGAAAUCCCUUAUGUACGCAAUAUAAAAAUGCACAAGAAUAUGUACAAGCUGUAAAAAAUAUCUUUCAACAUUUACAGAAAUUGGACGGAGUAAUAAUAGGUAUGGAGAAGAAAUUUAUACCAAAUAUACAAACUCAUUAUCUUAAAGAUGGUUCUAAAUUGCCAUUAAUAAAACAAUUUGUGAAACAUUUUUUUUUAAUGUAUGAUCAAGAAGAUAGAUCAAUCAUGAAUGGUCUCUAUGAUAAAAAUGCAUUUUACUCUAUGACUUUAGGUGCUGGUACAAAUUAUGUGCAUAAGCAAGUAGCUAAAUCAUUUGUUACAAAUAGAAAUUUACUCAAAUUUGUGGAUUAUGCCAAAUGCCAUGAAUUUUUAUUACGUGGUCCUGAUAAAAUAAUAUCAGUAUUGAGGCGCCAACCUCCCACAUCACACGAUAUUCGUACAUUUAACAUAGAUUUAUUAUAUGAAAGUAAUAAUCUCUUAGCCAUAUCCAUACAAGGAUUAUUUUAUUAUAAGGAAAUUUCUUUUCUUCCUAUGGUAUUCAAUAGAACAUUUAUUAUAGUUGGUAAAGAAGAUAACGAAUAUUGUAUAACUAAUGAUCAGUACUUUAUUGAUGGACCUUACUCUAAUAAUCUAAUACAAAUUAAUACUGAAAUGAAACAUGACAUUAAAAAUAUGUGUGUAUUUGUCCCAACUAUAUUUAGUCCAUCAGAAAAAAAGAAACUAAUUGUAUUUUUACAAGAACUAACGUCAAUGAAUUCAACAUUUAGUUUAAAAUUUCUAGAGGAUGUUAAUUGGGAUAUAAGACGUGCAAUCACUAAUUUUACAAAAAUGUAUACAUUAAAUGAUGUACCUCCAGAAGCUUUUGAAUAAAUUAUUUUUAUAUAAUAUGAA